Molecule: messenger RNA, 6221 nt
Organism: Acanthochromis polyacanthus (spiny chromis)
Lineage: Eukaryota; Metazoa; Chordata; Actinopteri; Pomacentridae
Exons: 2
Coding region: 300-1055 (251 amino acids)
Biological process (GO): regulation of transcription by RNA polymerase II
Molecular function (GO): DNA-binding transcription factor activity, RNA polymerase II-specific; RNA polymerase II cis-regulatory region sequence-specific DNA binding
Source: RefSeq, a predicted model, not a curated record
CGGCUUCUCCGAGCCUCAGACACAAUGAACCGUCAGACAGUGAGGGGCACGCAUGUUGGGCCCGAGGUAUUAGCACGGUUUUAGCACAUUGUUUUUUAUUAAUUGUGCCUUUCCCUGGGUUUACUUAGCAAUUCUGAACUACUGAUACACUGUAUGGAAGUAAGGAGGCUCGGCUGGAAGCGGUUGGUUCGUCGAGUUCGAUGAAAACGAGGUCGGGUUCAGACUAACGCUCUCCCUCCUGCUGGAUCUUUCUCUUUUUGUUCGUUAUUUUUUUGGGGCUAGAGACAACAUCGACAACAAUGUCGCUGACUGCUUCGUCUGAUUACUUCGCCGCCGAGUGUCUGGUGUCGAUAUCUAGCGGCCCCGUCCUGCACAGACCCACCCCGGUCGCCCCCGCCAGCCAGCCUGCCACGGUGGGCCUUCUCCCCGGGGAGCCCGACGGGUCGAGUGAGGACAGGGAAGUGCGGGAGACGCUGCGGCUGGAGGGAGCCAGCAUGAUGGCGGUGGCCGGUAUCCUCACCGACCUGCACGGCAAGUUCCGCCCCAUGUCGGCCUACUCGGAGAGCAGCAACUCCUCGUGUGGUGGAGAGAGCGGCUACACCACGUUGUCCGACCCGACCACCCCUACCAUGACCCCCUCCGCCACCCCGGUCCCCGGACAGCAGCAGCAGCCGCUCAGGGGGGCAGCGGGAGGCGGAGCGGUGGGGGCCCCGCGGUCCCCGGUGAAGCGACAUCAGUGUACUUUUGACGGAUGCGACAGAGUUUACGGGAAAUCCUCUCACCUGAAGGCACACAUCCGGACACACACGGGUGAGAGGCCUUUCCCCUGCACCUGGCCCGACUGUGAGAAGAAGUUUGCCCGUUCCGAUGAGCUCGCCCGCCACACCCGCACCCACACCGGGGAGAAACGCUUCCUGUGCCCGCUGUGCGACAAGCGUUUCAUGCGCAGCGACCACCUGAUCAAGCACGCCCGCCGCCAUCCCGACUUCCAGCCGUCCAUGCUGGGACGCAACAGGGGCGCUUCCUCCGCUUCCAACCUCGCCACGCACGAUUAGGAUGGUGUGGGUUGAGGGGGAGAUUAUUCCUGUGUACUGGGGUCGACAGGAGCACAGAAGGUCAUGUUGGUUUCAAGCUAACCAGCUACAAUCAGAUCCACUGAUUAGGAUUUAGCAUGGCUGCGUUUUACUCCAAAAUGUGCACAUACACACUUAAAAGCCAACACACACAGCGCUGGGUGUGAGGGGGAAGUAGCCUCGUCUCUCCAUCCACAAAGACGAGUCAUGUGACCACUAUCCACUUGCUCAACACAACGAGGGUUGGGUUCGUUCCACAAAAUUUGAUCGGGGUUUGCAGAGAAAUGUGCUUUCUGAUUCCAGUUCUCGUUUCCUGAAAGCAAGAGAUUGGACCUACCAUGCUUCCAUUUACGUCGCCUGUUGCACAUGUUUCAAAGCAUGUGUGUAAUGUUUACAAUAUAGGAGACUGGAGCGAACUUUUAGCCUUGCUAAGCUUCACAGAAUACAGUAGAAUGUAAUUACUGUAUGCAAAUCAUUACAUGCAAGAGAAGAAAGUCAGUAAAUAUGAAGACAUUUUUACUAUGACGUUAUAUGAAUGCAGGUUUUCCUCAUGUCUUGUGUCGACAGGAGUGACAGUAAAACGUCAGAUAUUUUUACAGAUGAGAUAACCAGAUAAUUACUGGUUUUGGUAACUUCACUGGAUUGAAAUCAAGUUAAAUCAAGGUACUCUCACUGAUAUAAAAAGAAGUAUGUGUAACGAAUGCCAUAAAGAGCAAAAAACACAGCUGCCACAGCAGGUAAUUGUAUUUUUUUCACCAAAAAUAAAUCACAAAAUGCCUCUCUUUUCAUCCCAGAAUUAUGGCGCUAUAAUUUUUUUCUUUCAAGAUGCUUUGGUUUUGCUUUCAGGAUUCGAUAAGAACCAGAAUCAUGAAGCAGAUUUCAUUCGAUGCGAUACACCCAACCCUAAACAUAAACCUCCGUGUCUCGAACACUUUCACAAGUUGCAGGGAUUUUUCACAUAUUUUUCUGUAAAACAAAGCAAAUCAGCACAUUCGUCAUCAUCAGCCAAAACUCUUCUGGUUUCUUGUGGUUAAUUUGUAGAUUGUUGUUGUGCUCUUCAGUACCCUUUAUUUACAUGAGUAGCACAAUAUUGUGAUUUUAGGUAGCGAGGCAGUGGCUAGAAGCUUUUACCUUUCUUUUGUUUGUUUUAGCUUUGCUGAUUCUAAGUUUUAGUGGUGAGACAUUCCUUUUUAUUGCUUUAGUAUCCAUAAUCAUUGAGGCUAUUUUGUCAAUCUUUUUUUUUUUUGUAUAUCCAGUCUAACUAUAGAUCAAAUAUUAAUUUUGCCAGGAAGUGGAUCAAAUUUCACUGUUGAAGAGCUGUUUGCACGCUGCCUUUAAGGCUAGAUCAGUUAUCAUCCAUGAAAUGCUGACACAUAAUACACAGCAGUAUUAUGUCUAAUAUUGAUGCAAAUGUCUUUAAGCUUUAAGCUUUUAAUGUAGAAAAAUGGUAAUGCUACUAGCAGCAGAAUUAAUACUUGUGACGAACUGUAGCCUUAUAUUAGGGGUAACUUUAUACGCUUGAUAGGACAGCAUUGCUUCUGAGUCUCGGUGUGUAUGGUUUUUUUUUUCUUUUUAAAAAUUUUUUUUGUUAGUGACAGAACUGGGAAAAGUGUGUUUGCAAUAGUAUCGUAAUAUCCGGGGGAGGGGGGAACAGAUGACACGAGUGGAGCUUGAUUUUUUUUUCAGCCUGCUGCCUUCAAAGUAAAAGCAUUCACUUCACUCAUCCGGGAUGUGAAGUCAGGUGGCAAAAUACAGAUGUGUGCCAGGUGUUUCAUUUGUUUCAACACCAGAUAAAGCUGAGUUGUACAAGUAGCAUCAAGGCAAGAAAUCAGAAUUAUUGGAAAAUUUGGUGGUAGACAUUUUAACGUGUAAACACAGCAAAAGCUCAGGUGUUACUAAUCGCUGUAACUGUGGCCCUGCUUUGUCAUUUAACCAGCAUGCACCUGAUUAGUUGGACUAUAAGAGUUGACCAAUAUGGGUUUUUUUUUUAGGGCAGAUGAUGCAAAUCAUCAGGAACCAAGGAGAGUGCUAACUGAUAUUUGGUACCAAUAAAAUAAAAAGUGCGGGCAAACGUGAACUCCACUCCAGCUUCAUUGGCUAUAACCAAUCAUGGGCAGGACGCCGAGACCACAAAGUGGUAAAGACAAAUAGAGAGGUGGCUGUAUCAGCCUUUUUAUAUUAUUAAUGUCAUUUGGAAUUGGUUGAAACUCUCAAUUGCCCGUAGGUAUGAAUGAGAGUGUGAUUGUUUGUCUAUAUAUGUAGCCCUGAGACAGACUGGCGACCUGUCCAGGGUGUCCCCUGCCUUCGCCCGAGUCAGCUGGGAUAGGCUCCAGCACCCCCCGCGAUCCCAGUGAGGAUAAAGCGGUGUAUAGAGAAUGGAUGGAUGGAUGGAAUUGGUUGAAAAAAUGCUAAGCAUUGGAUCCGAUAUUUGACCAGUCUGGUAACUGGUUCAGCUGGUGCACCUCGGCAGGCUGUUGAACAGCAUCAUUUCAGCAACCACAUUUGUCAAUCUAUUAUCCCCAGAGAUGUGAGUGCAACAUGACUGGAGGAUUGGAUGAGGUCGUUGUCAACAAGUUUAUUUAUAGAACUUGUUGCAAAAAAGACUACAUAGUCACCUAUUUGGGGUUGUGCUGGUUUUAAAUUGGGCAAAACAGGCUAAUUGAGGGACAGCUCCUCCAUUUGCAGCUUCUAAAUGAACAAGCCUCCAUUAAAUUAUUGUGGAGCACAACUGCAUUUGGAGAGUUUUGUCUCAAACACAACGUAUCUUUUCAACACCAGUCAAUCAACAACUACUAAAGACGGCCCUCUUUAGUGGUCUGAUAGACACUGGCGCACCCAGAACAUCCUUAAUGCUGGUGGUUCCUGUUAGUAAUAAACGCUUUGAAUUGCGCUUUACAGGUCAAUUAUUUAGAGUUGAAUUCCCUAACAGGCAGACUUUUAAAUAAGCAAAAUACAAUGAUGAUAAUCCCCCGUCAAGAUUCCACUGCUGAUAAUCGAUCUAGGCAUCCUAUCGUCCAACCCUACUGGAGGAAUACUAAUAAAAGAUUAGUUCCAACUGUGGCUCACAAGAAAAAGUGUCGGCUUUGACAAGCAAAUGACAACUUUGACAAACUGUUCAGUACAUUUAAGCAAACUGGCACCUAAACAUCUUUAUCUUGCCGAAACGUUGACUAAUGCGCUUGCAUUUCAGGAAUUAUCCCUCAAAAGAAUCACCUUUUACCAAAUCAAGCAAACCUCAAGUAAUUUAGAUAUUUAGAAUCUAUUUGAGUGCUUACUAUGUCCAGGUCUGACUCUAGAGGGGUUGAUUUCUUCUUUUGUUUUUAAUGUUUCCACACUGUUUGUCCUGCUCACGGACAUAUUCCUUUAUCUCAGUGAACAACACUUUUUCAGGAAACUCUGAAAGCCUUAAACUAUGUCAUAACUACUUUGCACCAUGUUUACAGUCGAAUCAUUGUAUAGGUAUCAAUGCUCUCCUGCGGGGACAUUACAGAAACUCAUUAUGCAAUAUGGCACUUUUUUCUUAAGGUGUAUUUGGCUGAAUAGUGUAAUGGCUUGCACUGUUACUAUGUUUCUACAAGCAAGCACUGUGUAACUUUGCUAAUGUGUUGAUAACCAAUGGUUUGUAAAAAGAAAAAAAAACAACAAAAAAAAACUGCCUUUUCCAAGUGCUUUAGAAAGCGUGAUAAAAGAACUGGGUAGUUGUUUUUAUUUAGAUUUUCAUUUUAUAUACAUACAUACAUAUAUAUUGUUUGCUUAGUCAUCCAGGCCAUUUCUUGUUGUGGAAUUUGUGUUUAUCUUCUAGACGCUUCCUGGUUGUUCCCAGAUCUGUUGUUGGCUUUGUCUCCUCCACGCUGCGAUCAGAGAACGACUGUAAAUGUCUUCCUCAUACCCGUCAAACCACCUUCACAUGCCAGUUCACUGUUGGUUUCGUUUUAAUGGGAGCUGUACUCGUCGAAAUGAAUGCUUUGUAAUUUUGUACACAUUUCUUCCUCCGGAUCUGUUUUCGGUUGCUGCUGGCAGUGAUCGUAAACACAUGGACUGUUUAACAAAGGAACGCAAUAUGGUUGGUUUUUUUUUUUCUGAAAUGGAAAUAUGUCCUUCCAUCUCUCCUCACUGCUGCAAGUGUCGUCUGACACAGACUCUCAAAGCUAUAAUAUCACAAAAACUACAUACCUCACAGUUUUUCUCUCUUUUUUUUUUUGCAGUGUCUGUACAAAAUCCAUCCAAACUGUCUCUCAGAAACUCCUAUAAAGCCAUUGAGCCUUGCAUUUCAGAAAUGUGUUUUUAUCAGCUAGAUGGUCUCUUCCGUACCUUUAUCCUUACUGACUCGAUAUGCAACACCAGUGCUACCUGUGUAGGAGCAAAAUUCCCUUUUUUUCCUGGCCCAAUGAACUUGUAUUGCUAAUAGACGGUAGUAAAUGCACCAGCUGUCGCUAAAGCCCGGCUGCUGUUGAUUUGCAAAGCAGAUAGAGCGGCUGCUGGCGGGAGCAGAAGCUGAAGGGGGGGGCGUUGAAAUAGUGCAAAGUAGAAAUUACCUGUAGACUGUCAGCUCACUGAAAAUAUGACAUGAAAAAGCUGAGUCCAAAUCUAUUCGUUCGUAUCACUGAAUGUGGCUCGAUGACAGCCGAGCGUUAUCCAAUUAGGAUUUAGUUUUCGCUGCGCAGACUCGCUGAGAAAAAAGAAAAGAAUUAAAAGCGGUCAUUUCUCUCGCCACCACACUAAUUCAGAUAUGCACAUUGUACAGAAGUGGAUGUUUUUUUUUUUUUUAAUUGAUGCCUAAUUUUUACAUUAAUGUAAUUUUUAAACAAUCCUCUUAUCAAAGCUUUAGUUAAGGUAAAUAGGAGGAACUGUGGAACUAAAUAAUUGCUGCAACAAGCUGUUUUGAUAUUUAUAUUCUCAGGUGUCUUAAAUUUCGAGCAUUGGAGUUUCAAUAUUUCCUGUGCAACACCGAAGUACAAGCAUGUUUUUAUUUCUUUUGUUAUGCUGAUUAAUUUAUUACGUAUCAAAAAAAACGUAUAAUUUUGUGUGGUUUAAUUAUUCUCCUCAUAACUCAUUUUGUGACAUGGAACAGUACUAAUAUUAAAUGGUUCCAAUGUUUGCUUGACCAGUGCUUUUUUUUUUUUUUUUAAAUAAAAAUUCCUAAGUUUA